AAAGUGUUCAACUACGAACAAGCAGAGGAAGUUGUUAUGGCUUAACUACCAAGAAGAACGAACUAAAGUUCUGUUAUAAUUCGUAGACGUAGUAGUAGUUAUCAAUCAACACAGUCUCCGAGGACUACGUGGAUUAUUAUUUGCUGAUUUAAUCCAGACUUCAUUCUCCCUCAGGAGGACCUGCUCCACCCUAUGUUGAUAAGUUCUGCUACAUCUUCUUCUCACUACCUCUGUCUAGUACGUACUAGAAGUUCUAAAAAUCCAGCUUUUGGUCAAGAAAUCCGAGAUCUCUUCACCGGAUGCGAGAAUACGGCAGACUUUUUGAUGCUUUUCCAGAUUUUGGUCGAAUACGUCGCGGCCUAUGGAGCAGAGGUUGGAGAACUAGAAAGAGCACUUGAGGAGUCAGAACUUGGAACGGACGACGGUAAGAGCAAUGAUCCCAACAAUAUCAAAGCUACAGUUACUACAACUACAACCUCGUUGUUUACCCCAGAGCAAACUUUUCUUUAC
Molecule: messenger RNA, 510 nt
Organism: Amoebophrya sp. A25
Lineage: Eukaryota; Dinophyceae; Syndiniales; Amoebophryaceae
Source: the annotation of a GenBank genome assembly